UCCCUUUGCGAUUUGGCCACACUUCCAUUUCUCCACACACACACACACACACACACACACACACCAUGUUGUCCUGAUCCGGAGUGUGUGAGUGUUUAAUGCGCGCGGAGGAGUUCGGAGCCUUGGAGGAACACACACACACAGCCCGAGCAGUCGAGGCCAUGCUGAGUCACCUCUCUCUCAGUCUGAUCUGUGUGUUGGGACUCCUGAACACACACACGCAUGGAGUCAAACAUGACCCGGGGCUUGUCACCUCAGGUCCCCCUGUGCUCCCUCACUUGAUCGGAUGUCGUUCCAGUGAGUUGGUGACAUUCCGGUGUUGGUGGAAUUCUGGAACGUUCUCAAACCUAAGUGAACCUGGAGCGCUUGCCUUUUUCUUCCAGACGAAAACUAUAACCCCCAGUGAAUGGCAGGAGUGUCCUGAAUACACACCCUAUGUCCAGAAUGAGUGUUACUUCAGCAGACAGUUCACACGGAUCUGGACAACGUACUGUGUACAGUUGCGCUCAGCUACACUUAGACACAACAUCACGUACGACCAGCAGUGUUUCACUGUGGAGAACAUUGUGUUCCCUGACCCUCCCGUCGGUCUGAACUGGACGCUGCUGAACAUCAGUCGUUCAGGGUUGAACUUUGACAUCAUGGUCCGUUGGGCUCCACCCCCCUCAGCAGAGGUGCACACGGGCUGGAUGAGUCUGAAAUACGAAGUUCACUAUCGUGUACAGAACUCCUCCCACUGGGACAAGUUGGACCUGGAGAGUGGGACUCAGCAGUCUAUCUACGGUCUCCACACGGGUAAACAUUACGAGGUUCGAGUUCGCUGUACGAUGUCUGCCUUCAAAAACUUUGGGGAUUUCAGCGACAGUGUCUUUGUUCUUGUCCCAUCCACCCUGAGCCAAGAGCCAAAGUUCCCCACGAAGCUGCUGCUGAUCGCUGGUGUCAUCGUGCUGCUCAUCUUCCUCAUCCUCAUUCUCCUCUCACAACAACAGAGGUUGAUGGUGAUUUUGCUGCCUCCUGUUCCAGCUCCUAAAAUUAAAGGGAUCGAUCCGGAGCUUUUAAAGAAAGGGAAGCUGGACGAACUGAACACUCUGCUCAGCGGUCAGAACAUCUACAAACCCGACUCGUAUCUGGAUGACUCGUGGGUGGAGUUUAUCCAGAUCGAUCUGGACGAAGUGGCGGAGAAAAACGAGAGCUCCGACAAACAGCGUCUGCUCGGCCCCUCCCGUCACGGCUCCACUCGGUGCCUAGGCUCCACCCACAAAGGCGAUGACGAUUCGGGCCUCGAGAUGGACCCGGACAGGGAAGAGCGCCACCCUCUGGUCAGCAGGAGUGACUCGACACCGACUCCAGAACAGCAAACUGAGAUUCAGAUGCAAUUUGAUAGAAAUGAGGGGAAUAACUGGAUGAACAUGGAUUUUUACGCACAAGUGAGUGACGUCACACCUGCAGGGGGUGUGGUCCUCACACCUGAGCAACAGAACAACACACCAAGCAAGAAGAAGGGUGAAGAAAAGGAAGAGGACAAGAAGAAGGACAUCCAGCUCAUGGUGAUCAAGUCAGACGGGGAAUAUUCUUCUGAGAGCGUCGCCUGCCACCUCGUUUCCGACUCGCCGCCCAGUCGGGAUCCAGAUCAGCCCUAUCACGUUCUUCACCCUGACACCAAAGAAGAACGGCAGACGUCCUCUUACAUCUCUGACCCUCCCCCACCUCCCCUGCUCCCCCCUCUCCCAGACUACACCGUCGUACAGGAAGUGGACGAGCAGCACAGCCUCCUUCUGAACCCCAGUCCUGCACCUCAGACGCCAUCUUGCCCUCAGAAUCCCACCAAAUGCCCCCCAAACAUGCCUGUGGGGUAUCUCACACCCGAGCUGCUGGAGAACUUCAGCCCCUGAGUGUGUGACUCUGAUACACACUCGUCCUUCACCUGCUCUGAUCCAAAGUCACCACAUCUGGGCUGCGGUCUGAACCUCGGCCAAACCGUAACAGAGUGUGUGGUGAUCUGUGUGGCCGUGCCAUGGGGAAAAAUAACCAAUGAGCCGAGUGUGUGUGUGAGUGGGUGUGUGUGUGUUGUGUUUUAGUGAUGUUUCAGUCAAGUUACAUAUAAACAGUUUCAGACCUAUAUGCAUGAAUCAAUGCAACACAGGAACAUUUUACCUCCUGAUUAGACCUGUGCCAAUAAUCAGCUGCUUCAUUCAACUGACCCUUUAUGUCCAGUUUUAGGUCAUUUCAUUUACACCCAGCAGAUUGAAAGCUUCCCCCUGCCCCCUACUAGCAGGUAGCAUUGUAGCUUCACAGCUCCAGGGCUGGUGUCUGUGCAGGUUUUUUCCAGGUUCUCAGGUUUCCUCCAACUUCCAGUAGAUGGACUGGACACCCUAAAUCGCCAACAUUCUCAUAAAAAAGGGUUUACAAAUCUAAAGAGAGGGUCCAUGUUGCUGAGGGGGUAUCACCAAGGGGACAUCUUUUGUACCAUUAGGAUAGUUUUUCACCUGGUAACAUGAAUAUAGCGUUCUUAAAAAAAAUCAUUUAAACAGUAGACUGGUGUCCAGGGUGCAGUCCCUCAUCUGUGACCCAGAAUGAACUGUCCACCUCCACCCUGACCAGGACAAAGCAGCAUAGUGUAUCAUUGAGGUGGUACUGAGAGAUAUGAGAGAUACACCUUCAGUACAUCUCCAUGGACACAUGAAUCCACACUCUGAGAACUAAAGGCACCAGGAACUCAUACUCUUACAGGAACUUCUUACUGGUGUUGUACCAUCAAGGGGUUAGGGUUAGCUGUGGUGUGUUGUGUACCUGCGAGGCUACACAGGCUGUUCCUUUAGCUAGCUUAGAGACCAAUGCUUUAAAGAUACACCUGAUGUUCUUAAGGUCAAGUUACUGUAAGAACCUUAAUGGUGUAAAGAUACACACUUUAGUUCCACAUUCAUUCCACUACAGUCAAACAGAAACCACAGGUUUCUACCUUUAUUUCCGAGAACAUAGAAACAUUAUUCUACUUUUAGUCUGUUUAAUUUUUCAGAAGAAAGACACGUAGUACAGGACAGAUGAAGCCUGGAGGAAGCAGUGCUACGGCCCAGCACCUCUCCAGAGAAUCCUAGACAUCUUUAUUUUGAAAAAAUCUGAACAGAUAAUUUAUCGUGACUGGGUCAGUUACACAGCCUUAAUUAUCAUGAAUUGACCUUCUUGGAGAAGGUCCAGCCACAGGAACGGUGGAUGUGCACUUUAAUACACAAGCUUUUUUUUUAUUUUUAACUCAUUUUGUAAAGCACGAUUUUGGCACAAGCCUACUCUUUAAUAAGCUAAUGUGAACCAUGCACACUUCAUUAUCCAAUCAGAUUGCUCGAGCAGAGAACCAACGAGAUGAGAGAUUAACUAUGUCCAUGGCAACGCCGGUCCUUUACAGCGGCACAAAUUUCAGUCCCUGUGUGGGACGAGAGCACAAAUCCAGGGCAGGAUUCUUAAGCAGGACAAUUUAUGAUCUGGACGUGAUGGAGAAACGUGGGAGGAGGUGUGUGCGCAUGUGUGCGUGCGUGUGUGCGUGCGUGCGUGUGUGUGUGCGUGUGUGUGUGCGUGCGUGUGUGUGCGUGCGUGCGUGCGCGUGCGUGUGCGUGCGUGUGUGUGUGCGUGCGUGUGUGUGUGCGUGCGUGUGUCUGUGUGUGUGCGUGCGUGCGCGUGUGUGUGUGUGUGUGCGUGCGUGCGCGUGUGUGUGCGUGCGUGCGUGCGUGUGUGCGUGCGCGUGUGUGUGUGUGUGUGUGCGUGUGUGUGCGUGCGUGUGUGCGUGCGCGUGUGUGUGUGUGUGUGCGUGUGUGUGCGUGCGUGUGUGCGUGCGCGUGUGUGCGUGUGUGUGCGUGCGUGUGCCCAGAUCAUCAAGGUCAAGGAAAAACACCAUUGCUAAUGCCUCUUGUCUUAAUGAACAGAAAUGAAGUUGCACGUUACUCGUCUUACAGCGCCAUCACAGGCGGCUCGCUUUAAUGCACAUGUAGCAGUUUAAAAAGCAGAAUAAUAGCCUUAGCAUCAGGACUGUAAAAAUUUUUUAAUGCCAGGAAUCAGAACAGAAUAUUGUAAGUGUGUGUAGAUUUGUUUUCAUACAAUAAUCACAGAUUAUUAAGGAAAUGAUGGAUAAUAAUCUCCCCUGUUGCUAAUCUGGUGUCAUUCAGAGAGCAGCAGAAGAGCGUCUGUUGUUAUCCAGGACAAAUGUAGAGAUUUAUUCAGUUCACUAGAUAAGAGUUUUUUUAAAAGUUUGAGGACUGUGAUCUACUGAAGUGUUUGUGUAGAUGCUAUGGUAAAUCCUGACAAAGUUAGCUAAUUAUCGUGAUGCACAGACGAAACGCUCUUGUCUAGUUGUGUAGAAAUCAUCAGACGCCUCGAAUUGUUGUGUACGGAACCCGAGAGCUUUAUGUUUCGAUCACAAUGAUAAUCAAACGCACAUCUGCUACACGUAUACGGGACAUGCUACACUACAUGGGUUUACAGCUAAACCCAGAAGAACCUGAACAGAUAAGUGGAGAUAAAACACAGAGUUCAUCAGAUCAAUCCCAUCAAAUUAUUCUGCUUUCAUAAUGAUCAGAAACGUUAAAAUGUGAAGAGAUUGCGUCAUGCUGUCUGUCACACUUUAGUCAUCGCUGACCAAUCAGUGGCUCUCGGUAUGAUAAGCCCCGCCUCCUGUAAAACGCCCGUGAAGCAGGUGGUAAAACUCCGCCCUGGUUUCUCUGGUAUUUAAUUGACUAAAGUUUCUGAAAAGGUUCCUGUGGUGGAAAUGGUCUGAUCUUUGGGAACUCUGACGGUUUUACAGACGCAUCACAGUGCUGCUUUUACACGUUUUCUCACGCGUGUUUGAUGCGUUCUCACUGAAAUAAGCUAAUUUAUAGUUUAAAUGGCUCAUGAAACAGUCUGAUGAUGAACUUCACUCAAUAUCUGGAAGAAUUUCUGUAUGGAGCAGAAACCUGUGUGUUUUUACCAAAUCAGUUAAUAAUCAGUCAAGUUUACAUUAAAGUGGGCGGGGCAUGAGGAAGCGAGAGAGGUUUGAAAGGGAUGAGGGUUGAGGCCCCUGGAGUGCAGGAAGAGGAACAGUAUUUUUUUUCAUACAGAACUCUGGAGAACCGUUCUGAUAUCAUGAGUGCUUUAAUUCAACUUAAACAGCCAUAAACAUUUAUAUUCAGUAUUAUUCUUUUUAUUGUUUUGCAUAAAUACAAUCAUACACAGGAUUUACUCAAACAGAUGUACAUAUUAUUGUGUUUUUUAAAAUCUGGUUCACAAUUUCCGCUCUGUAAACACUCGGGCAUGUGGGCGGGGUUUCAUUCCUGAUUUCAACACACCCUCGUUCACUAUCCCUUGAUCAAGUCCACUUACUGCCCCUUUAAGUGAAGUGCAUUAAUUGAGGAGCGAGGUGACUUACCCAGAAGGCACUGCUCCAUUUCUGAAGCUGUGAAGAAGAAAAUAAUUAUAAACUUCACAUUCAAAAGUCUGAGCUGAUUCAACUUUUUGCUGCUCAGCAUGCUAGUGAGUUAGCAUUGAGUUAAGUCUGAUCUUGGUCAGUAGGGAAGGUCAAAAGGUGGAAUGAAAACAGGAGUGACCCCCCGAGCAGGUGUGUUGUUACCUGGUGUGUCGGAGUGAAAAUGUGCGCAUGCAGAAAUAAUCUGAAGCUAUUGAAGAUGAAGCUAAGCGUCGCGUAUAAACUCUUGCCUUGAUAUGGACAAUGCUGCUGCUCUCCGCUGAAGAUCCAGCAACGGAAAUGUCUUACACCAACACCUAGUUUACAAUAUGCAGUGGUCAGGGACGCACCGCACCGGCCAGGGAGUGACCCGCUGCUGACCUGUGAAGAUCAGCAGAGACACACUCAUUAAAAUGUCGUGAUGAGUGGACACGUGGACUGGUGGGGGUGGGUGCGUCACUGUGCUCAGCUUAACACUGAAUGCUGUACUGUUAUUAAACUCAGUCUGUGCUGCUGCUUCACUUCUUCUGUUUACUUUCAGGUGAAUUUAUACCGUGUGUAUUAGCUGUGUGUGUGUGUGUGUGUGUGUGUGUGAGUGUUUAAUAGUGUAUAUUGCACACAGUUUACCUUCUCUCUCUCUCUCUCUCUCUCUCUCUCUCUCUCUCUCCUGUUGGUGGAGGAAGUGUGUGACUCCUCCAGAGGAAGCUGUAAAAUUUCACAUCUUAUUUUUCUUCAGUUCAAUAAAAACCUGUUCGCUUUCCA
Molecule: messenger RNA, 6190 nt
Organism: Hemibagrus wyckioides
Lineage: Eukaryota; Metazoa; Chordata; Actinopteri; Siluriformes; Bagridae
Gene: ghra
Product: growth hormone receptor a
Exons: 9
Coding region: 99-1892 (597 amino acids)
Molecular function (GO): protein binding
Source: RefSeq, a predicted model, not a curated record